AGCUUUGCUGGAACAUCAUCAACAAAGUGUUUGUGAUAACUUCCCCAUUGUUAAACUGGCCUGCUCUGACACUACAGUCAACAAUACUUAUGGACUUGUUUACAUGUUUACUAUCCUCAGAGUGUGUUUCUCUGGCUCCAAACAGACCAGACAGAAAGCUCUCAGCACCUGCACACCUCACCUUGUUUCCCUGCUUAACUUCUCCUUCGGGGGUUUCUUUGAAAUAAUACAGAGCAG
Molecule: messenger RNA, 237 nt
Organism: Notothenia coriiceps (black rockcod)
Lineage: Eukaryota; Metazoa; Chordata; Actinopteri; Perciformes; Nototheniidae
Product: olfactory receptor 52K2-like
Exons: 2
Source: RefSeq, a predicted model, not a curated record